This is a messenger RNA of Labeo rohita (rohu), 2353 nucleotides long. RefSeq names its product transmembrane protein 79a (gene tmem79a). The transcript has 5 exons. The coding region runs from base 607 to 1668 and encodes 353 amino acids. Gene Ontology annotation, cellular component: lysosomal membrane; trans-Golgi network membrane. NCBI's taxonomy places the organism in Eukaryota, Metazoa, Chordata, Actinopteri, Cypriniformes, Cyprinidae. Gene Ontology annotation, biological process: regulated exocytosis. The record is from RefSeq and is a predicted model, not a curated record.
UUUCAGAAUAGCUGUCAUGCUAUGAAAACGUUAGAAACGCAUUUCCUCCUUCUUAAAAUUUCAUUUAACUAUAUGCUAGUUUCGUUUCAUAUCAGAUGAAUAACAUACACGCUCAUAGAUGAACAAAUGCGUGUUUAGCAAUAGUUGUGUUCAAGCAGAAUUAAUCAUUUUUAUUUUUUAGUGCAGUAAAUAGUGCGUUUUGCAAUUUUUAGAAGCUGACGCCUGCCAUUUGAAAACUCAUUUAUUUUUUAACAUGCUUAAUUAAGUGCGAUUUUGUAGUGCAACGUGUAGUUUGAAACGUAUAAGCGUCAAAAUGCGCUUUACUUUGAAUUCAGCGCGAUAUACUCUAGUCUAGGCGUUAACGCCAGUCACAUGAUACCGAAAGAGAAAUGAUUUACCUGCUGACCGUCUGUCACACCUGUACGUGUGUGUCUGAUCACAGCGAUACCGAUCGAAUCUGACACUCCUGUUCUCUUAUAUAUUCGAUAUACAUUUGUUUAAUCUUCUCAAUGGAGGAUCAGGACUCUGGAAAUGUGUGACUUUUAUAUUCAACCCUGAACUAAUUGGAGAUUCAUCAGUCUGUAGAUUCACCACUAAACCACAGACAUGAUCACAGAUCAGCAAACAAACCCAGAAAAACAGACUGAGACCAGCAUGCUGAAACAUCCAGACGAGAUCAAACCAACAAACCCCAGUGAGAGCGUCACUGAACUCAGCAGAUAUGAUGGAGAUCAGCCGGACAGCAGGACGGAGAGCAGCAGAGAGCUGGAGAAACAAGACGAACCGAUGGAAAUGCAGAAGAAGCCAUGGGACACGGACGACGGCUCGCUAGCUGAUGAUGAGGAUGAAGAUGAUGAAGAAGAUGGCAAACGGCUCCAGGAUGCCUGGAGUCCAGAAAAAGCUGUGCAGGCGUUCACGCCGAACGUGAUGAUCGUGCAGCCGACGGGACACGAGAACGUCCAGAAGGACAUUCAGAUGAAGAAGAUUCCUUUGUACGUGCAGAACUUUCACACAAACCCUCCAGAACAUUUCCACCCGGCGUGGAUUGACGAUAUAGACAAACCCGAAGACAGUUGUGUGGAGAUCGUGCGCUUGUGUGUGUGUGUAACGGCUGCUGCGGUGAUUUUCCCAUUACUGACGUGGGGAGGAUACAAGCUCCUCCCCUUCAAUGCCCCUCCCCUCAACAGCUCCGCCCUCAGGCUCAUGUACACGUUACGCUGCGCAUUCUUCGCCAGCUUUCCCAUCAUACUGGGUGUGCUGGUUCAGGGUGUGUCGCGUCUGAAAUUCGGGAAGCUGAAGCCUCUGUUUGACGGAACGUGGGAAAAUCGCGAGGUGGCCGUUCAUGGUCAUUACGUGCGAGACUCGCUAUACCUGUACCUGCUCUACUUCAUGCAGCUUGCUGUCAUGGCAACAUACACCCAACAGGAAAUGCUCAAACUGGUGCCGCUUCUCACCAUGAUGUUUGUCUUUGGCAGACUGAUCUACUGGGUGUGUGUCGUAUUCGGCAGCAGCGUACGAGCGCUCGGAUUCGCCCUGUCCUUCCUGCCUCUGCUUGUUCUGUUGGGCGCAAACCUUUAUUUCAUUGGCUCGGUGAGUGGACAGGAGGCGGUGUUUCACGUGACCCCGCCCACUACAGCCCCACCCCCAAAGCAGAGAUGGUGGGGCUGAAAACAUCGUCUGAAUAAUCAGAAUUGUUACUUAAAAAAAAAAAAAAGAGUUUUUUUACUGCAGAAGUCACGCCCGUCCAGCGAGAUGAUCAAAGCAUAAAGACUGAAAGAGUAAAUUAAGGACUCUCACUUGCACUGAAAGGCAGAGACAAUGAAUGGGCUGAAACGCGAUAUGUGUCAUGAUAAAACCAGUUUAACUGCUGCAAACGCUCUUGAUUUGGGCUUUCAGCAAAUCUGACCUCAGUAGUUAAUCACUAUGACUUCACAAACAUGUCUGAAAUCAAAAGAAAUUGAUGUAAUGUGAAGAAAAUACUGGUAUAUUUAAAACAUGCUUAAUUAUAAAAACAACGUCAGAAGUGUAACGGAACUAAAAUAGCAAAAUUUAAUUGAAUUUUAACCUGGACAUGUCAUGUGUUUUUUUUUUUUUUUUUUUUUUUUUUUGUGAGAUUAACUUAGUCUUGGAUAAUAAUUGUAUUUUUUUGUAUUACAGGAAAGUAUUUGGACGCUUAAUGUUUCAGACAUGUUGUUUUUGUCAUGCCAUGAUUGUUGCUGAAAUUUCAUUGAUUGUGCCAUAUUCUUCAUAUGUAAUGUUUAUCAUAAUGCAGUCUUAGUGAAUCUGAUGUUUCCAUCUGCACAUGAUGUUUGAAUGUUUAUGAAUAAAUGAUGCACAAGAUGUUUGAUUUUAA